This is a messenger RNA of Talaromyces stipitatus ATCC 10500, 1717 nucleotides long. RefSeq names its product mitochondrial carrier protein, putative. Bases 86 to 1471 code for a protein of 461 amino acids. Lineage: Eukaryota; Fungi; Ascomycota; Eurotiomycetes; Eurotiales; Trichocomaceae. The record is from RefSeq and is a predicted model, not a curated record. Gene Ontology annotation, biological process: mitochondrial transmembrane transport. The transcript is spliced from 2 exons.
GUUGUUAACUGUAUCUCCAGGAAUUAUCUCAAAUCAGCUGAACAUAUUAAAGAAAAUUGAAGAAUUGUUCACUUAAGUUGGUUGAAUGUCGACCCAAGGUCGGCAUUCUCGGUUGGACAAAUCUUCGCCACUUGCGGAGGGAAGUCUACAUGCCGAGUUCGCAGAGCAUCGAGACUGGCACGACCAUGAGACACGAGCGAUGGCAUCUUUGAAUUCUACAGGUAGCCCUCUGGCUGCUGCUGCUGCUGCUGCACAGGGUAGCGAGCCUGCACAGAUAUCUGUCGGUCAGAGGAUGCUGUCGGCUACGGGUGGUAGCAUUCUGACGUCGUUACUAGUAACACCUUUGGACGUCGUACGAAUCCGCCUACAAUCUCAAGCAUCACAUAUCCACAACGCUUCCAAAUUCACCGCACACACGACCGAUGCAUUCAGGGAAUUACCGGCAGAUCUGGGAGUAACGGCAUGCUGUCGGGAAGUAUUUUGGAUUGGCAACAACCCGGAAAUAUGUCUAGUCGGAAAUGGACCAGUAGCUAGGGCAAUUGACUGUGCCGUGGAAGAUACACAACAACGCCGAAUUAACUCUACGUUUGACGGGAUACGGAAAAUUGCGCGAAAUGAGGGAGUCUUGACAUUAUGGCGUGGGUUAGUGCCCACGCUUGUCAUGAGUGUACCGGGAAACGUCAUAUAUUUGGCGGGGUACGAGUGGUUGAGAGUUGAUCCUCAUAGUCCACUUCCCCGUUAUAUUCCUGACGGAUAUGUACCCUUGGUCGCCGGUAGUAUUGCGCGAGUAGCUGCUGCGUCCGCAAUAAGCCCAAUUGAGAUGUUCCGAACUCGUCUUCAGGCGACGCCAGGUACUGGUACUGGUCACUUCCGUGCUACACUCGAAGGUCUUCAUCAAAUGACUCAGGCACGAGGAUAUAGUUCGCUAUGGCGAGGGCUUAGCUUGACCAUGUGGCGCGACGUGCCAUUUUCAGGCCUAUAUUGGUGGGGCUACGAAGCCGUGCGAGAUAUCAUCACAGACCUUCGUGAACGAAACAAGCAUAAAAAUAAUCUACAAGACGGAUUGAGAAGUCGACGUGGUUCUCAAUCCAGCCAAAGCACAGCUACUACAUUUAUGGAUAGCUUCAUAGCUGGAUCGGUAUCCGGCGCCGUGGCAGCAUUGGUCACAACACCAUUUGACGUGGGCAAGACACGGCAACAAGUUUUCCGACACGGUGCCGACGAAGUCGUGGGCAGUACAGCAGGAAGAAUUGGUUCGACAACAGUCGUGCAUCCGGAAUUAUUAUCCAUGCCCCGGUUCUUGCUACAUAUAUUCAAACAUGAAGGUCUAGGCGGCCUCUUUAAAGGCUGGGUUGCUCGCUGUCUGAAGGUUGCUCCUGCUUGCGCUAUUAUGAUUUCGAGCUAUGAGUUGGGUAAGAAGAUGGCCCAAGGAGUUAAUACCAGAAGACAUAGCGAUGGCGAUAACUUAUAAAAAAACAUUCUUAGUCUCUGCAUCUGAGUCCGGUAUGCCCGGGUCAGCGAUAAUCCUCACCUCUCCUCGAUUGCGCGUGUAUCAUUCAUGGGCGGUUUUGUCUUUGCGUUUUCUGUGUACACAACUCAUUGUAUACCUUUUGGUUUUAGCAUGAUUGAUAGAGAUUUAUGUUUUCAUAUACCUGACACUUUAUGAAAUUGUAUAUUGAAUCUCCUUUUCUCCAACAUAUUGAACUUGGAUUUGCUC